CAUUUCUUUAUCGUGAUUUCACUGUGAGAUAACUUCGUGCCUGUAAUUUGCGUACGUCGCAAUCCGCGGUGUGAAUCAUACGCUAACGGUUUUCUUUUUACCAUCGCGAUUCGUACACGUGAUGUAAGGAUCUAAAGAAAUAGAUGUAUCUCUCGCCGAGCAACCAACCGUUAGUCGCGUUUGUGUAACACGUGUCGAUUAAAUGAGCGCGUUUAUCACUUGUAAACGCGUGGGUGUAACAUCAAGCAUCCUUUACGUAAUUCCACGUGCUCCCACGGGCUUUUGUCAAGAAUACAACGAAACAGUGGUGUAGUAGUUAUUUUCUCGAAAAGAUCGAGAAACCGCGUGACAGAUAAUGGCGUCGAUCAGGUGGUUCGUAGCUGGAGCUAGUGCUGUGGGUGCUGGUACUCUUACCUCGUAUUUUCUUCAGUCAGAUACUACGGUACACGCCGAGAAGAUAAAACCAAGACCACCCAGGAGGACUUUACCGACGCGGGAGGAUCAAAUAAAAACGUUAAAAUCGCAAGACUACGACAUUCUGAUAAUUGGAGGUGGUGCAACAGGAGCAGGAUGCGCUCUGGACGCUUGCACGCGAGGUUUGAAGACCGCACUGGUCGAGGCCGACGACUUUGCCUCUGGUACUUCCUCCCGCAGCACAAAGUUAAUUCAUGGCGGCGUACGGUAUUUACAGAAGGCAAUUAUGCAGUUGGACGUUGAACAGUAUAGAAUGGUGAAAGAAGCGCUUCAUGAGCGCGCGUCGAUGCUGCAAAGCGCACCGCACCUGGCUCAUCCGCUACCCAUUAUGCUACCAGUUUAUACAUGGUGGCAAAUUCCUUACUAUUGGUUCGGUAUUAAAAUGUACGAUCUAGUAGCGGGUAGUAAAACGGUGAAGUCUUCAUACUACUUGAGUAAAUCGAACGCUUUGGAACUCUUCCCGAUGUUGAAGGGCGACAAGCUGACGGGAGCUAUUGUUUAUUACGAUGGUCAGCAAGAUGACGCUAGGAUGAACUUGGCAGUCGCCUUGACAGCCUCGAGACACGGUGCAACAGUCGUGAAUCACGUUAAAGUAGUCAAUCUGUUGAAAGGCCUUGACAAGGAUGGUAAGCGAGUCCUUGUGGGAGCUCAUCUGAAAGACGAGCUCACCGGAGAGGAAUGGGACGUGAAGGCUAAGGCAAUUAUCAACGCAACUGGCCCCUUCACCGAUCACAUCAGAAAGAUGGAUGAUCAGAACGUUCCCGAAAUUUGCUGUCCGUCCUCUGGAGUUCAUAUAGUUUUACCGGGAUAUUACAGCCCCGACCAAAUGGGUCUACUCGAUCCAGCGACGAGCGACGGCCGAGUGAUUUUCUUCUUGCCAUGGCAGAAGCAAACUAUCGCAGGAACGACCGAUAUGCCGUGCGAGGUAACGCAUAAUCCACGACCUACGGAAGACGAGAUCAUGUUCAUUCUGCAGGAAGUCAAGAACUAUCUGAAUCCGGACGUCGAGGUACGUCGCGGAGACGUACUUUCUGCGUGGAGCGGCAUCAGGCCACUCGUUUCCGAUCCGAAUAAACCGAACACGCAAUCGCUCGCCAGGAAUCAUAUCGUGCACGUCAGUCCCACGAAUCUUAUCACGAUAGCCGGCGGCAAAUGGACAACUUAUCGAUCAAUGGCUCAAGAAACCAUUGAUGCGGCCAUAAAAGCUUGUGAUCUAGAACCGGAACGACCGUGUCAAACCGAUGGCUUUCUUCUGGAAGGUGCCCAAGGCUGGAGUCCUACGAUGUAUAUUAGAUUGGUGCAAGAUUUCGGUUUGGAAUGCGAAGUUGCGCAACAUUUGUCCAAGAGCUAUGGCGAUCGUGCGUUUGCUGUGUCUAAAAUGGCUUCCCUCACAGGAAAACGAUGGCCUAUUAUCGGGAAAAAAAUCCAUCCGGAAUUCCCGUACAUCGAUGCUGAGAUACGUUAUGGUGUACGGGAAUAUGCUAGAACCGCUAUUGACAUGAUCGCGCGUCGUCUGAGACUCGCUUUUCUCAACGUUCAAGCGGCCCAAGAAGCAUUACCAGUUAUCAUAGACAUCAUGGCCGAGGAAUUGCAUUGGUCGGCGGAGGAGAAGAAGAAGCAACAUCGCGAAGCCAGCGAAUUUCUCGCCAACGAGAUGGGUCAAAUGGUGAAUCGUGCUUCACGUGAUAAGAUCCCCAUCAAUCUCACGAAGGAUGAGGUUCAGCUUUACAUUAAACGUUUCGGAAUCAUAGAUAAGGACAAGAAAGGAUACGUUUCUAUCAACGACAUUAGGCGAGGACUAAAGUUGUUUGGAGACAAGGAAGUACCGGGCGAGGAACUUCAUGAAAUUCUACGCGAAAUCGACACCAAUAUGAACGGUCAAGUUGAAUUGGACGAAUACCUUCAGAUGAUGUCAGCUAUAAAAUCAGGCCAUGUGGCAUAUUCACGUUUCGCACGAAUGGCCGAAAUGGAGGAAGCACAACAUGAGAAGGAGAAGCUUAAGAAACAGAUAAGUGUGGAAAGAUCAGGCGGCGGGCUAUAAAGAAAUAUACCUGUAUUAUAAAGUUUGAAAGUAUUUUAACGUUUUAAUCUCUUCAUUCUGAGUUUACAUCUUUCAUUGUUGCAUCUGUAAUUAUUUAUUACAAAAUGCCGAUUUACACUAAAAGUACAUAUCUUGUCAAAAUUCGAUGUUUCAUGAAGUGACAACUAUCAUCACAAAUAUUUGAAAUAAUUCUCAGUGAUCUACAAAUGUUUUCUACCAAGUAAUGCGAUUUUAUAUAUAAUGUACAUAAUAAUAUUGUGUAAAUUAUUAAUUUUUAAUAUCUAUAUUUUUUCAUGAAAUAUUAUUAUGUAAAUUGCAUAAAAUUGCUAUUUAUCUCAAAGAAUGAAUAUGAACUUUGAGUGUUAUCUUUACCAAAUUUGGUCUAAGUGCAAUAUGAAUCACAAAUCAGAAUUAUGAUAUAGCUGUUUAGAUUUUGUAAUUACGAGUUUGAGUUGCUUGUCAAUGAACUUGUUAGCAAAAGAUUGAAAUUUGUUCUAUAAGAGAGAUUCUUUAUAUAGUUUUGUGUAUACGUAUUACUUGCAUAUAACAUUUGUAGUUAUACAAAUGUUAAACUAUUCUUGUCGCUCCUAUCUGUAUGUACAUAAUUCUAAUGCAUUACAUAGCUAAAAUUGUAUCUUACUCUUGUACCAAGAGUAUUAUACGAUUCUACAUAAUUCAAUAACAUUUAUAGUAUUAUUAAUGUACACAAUCUCUGCAUUACUUAAUUCAAUAUAAUAAUUUCCUAUUCCUAACAUUUAUAGCUAAUAUACGCGACAAAAUGCAUGAAUGAAUUCUAUAUAUUUAUAUAUAGAUAUAAGACAUUGUACAAAUUACAAAUAAUAUGCAAAUAUAUAUUAUAUAAUGUAACUAAAUUUCGUCCACUGGAUGGUAAUAUUGAAUUUUUGAAAGAAUUUUUUGAUUACAGAAUUUUUGAAAGAAAUUUUUUAUUACAGAAUUUACCUGUAAUAAAACUAUAAUUUGCAUUGCUCUCUUUUAUAUUUAUUAAUACAGAAUGGAGUUGUACAAAUUAUAAAUAUUGCCAAAGAUUAUCUGUACUGAAUCAGCACUAUAAUGUUACACAAUUUCAAUAUAAUUUAUCGUGUAAUUUAUUCCAUCAUCAUCGUCACGUCAAUAAAAAUAAUGGUAAAUAAGUAAUUGAGUACUACCUAUUUGGAAAUAUAAAAAUCUACUGCCUUAUCGUUUAAUCGUACAAGUUGAACAUUAAAAAAUAAAGAUCCUACUGUUAUUAAA
Messenger RNA from Odontomachus brunneus, 3766 nucleotides. It is a transcript of the gene Gpo1, whose product is annotated as glycerol-3-phosphate dehydrogenase, mitochondrial. The record is from RefSeq and is a predicted model, not a curated record. Lineage: Eukaryota; Metazoa; Arthropoda; Insecta; Hymenoptera; Formicidae. The transcript has 12 exons. Gene Ontology annotation, molecular function: calcium ion binding; glycerol-3-phosphate dehydrogenase (quinone) activity. Gene Ontology annotation, cellular component: mitochondrion; glycerol-3-phosphate dehydrogenase (FAD) complex. Gene Ontology annotation, biological process: glycerol-3-phosphate metabolic process. The coding region runs from base 356 to 2515 and encodes 719 amino acids.